Messenger RNA from Notothenia coriiceps (black rockcod), 2742 nucleotides. It is a transcript of the gene ccnc, whose product is annotated as cyclin C. NCBI's taxonomy places the organism in Eukaryota, Metazoa, Chordata, Actinopteri, Perciformes, Nototheniidae. The transcript has 12 exons. Bases 112 to 963 code for a protein of 283 amino acids. Gene Ontology annotation, molecular function: cyclin-dependent protein serine/threonine kinase regulator activity. The record is from RefSeq and is a predicted model, not a curated record. Gene Ontology annotation, biological process: regulation of transcription by RNA polymerase II.
UGGUGUGACUCCUCUGUCUGCUUAGCACAACUACUUUGCCUGUGCUAUCCGUUUCUUUGUUGUUAAGUUUUAUCAAUAUAAAGUGUCCUUCUCUACCUCAACUGCUGCAACAUGGCGGGAAACUUCUGGCAAAGUUCUCAUUAUCUUCAGUGGGUUCUGGACAAACAGGACCUGAUGAAAGAGCGGCAAAAGGACCUGAAGUUCCUCUCAGAAGAGGAGUACUGGAAGCUGCAGAUUUUCUUUGCCAAUGUGAUCCAGGCUCUGGGGGAACAUCUGAAGCUGCGGCAACAGGUCAUUGCCACGGCAACUGUUUACUUCAAACGCUUCUAUGCCAGGUAUUCCCUUAAAAGUAUUGAUCCCGUGCUCAUGGCUCCUACUUGUGUUUUUCUGGCUUCUAAAGUCGAGGAAUUUGGAGUUGUGUCCAAUACCAGGCUGAUAUCUGCAGCAACAUCUGUGUUGAAAACAAGAUUUUCCUAUGCCUUUCCAAAGGAGUUCCAGUACAGAAUGAAUCAUAUACUAGAAUGUGAGUUCUACCUUCUGGAGUUGAUGGACUGCUGCCUGAUCGUGUACCACCCUUACAGACCCCUGCUGCAGUACGUGCAGGACAUGGGACAGGAGGACAUGCUGCUGCCCCUGGCCUGGCGAAUAGUGAACGACACGUACAGGACGGAUCUGUGUCUGCUCUACCCUCCCUUCAUGAUCGCCUUGGCCUGUCUGCAUGUGGCCUGUGUGGUGCAGCAGAAAGACGCCAGGCAGUGGUUCGCAGAGCUCUCUGUGGACAUGGACAAAAUCCUGGAGAUCAUCCGCGUCAUCCUGAAGCUUUAUGACCAGUGGAAAAACUUUGACGACAGGAAAGAGAUAGCUGCGGUGAUAAACAAGAUGCCCAAGCCCAAACCUCCCCCCAACAGUGAGAGUGACCAGAGCUCAAAUGGGAACCAAAGCAACUCCUACAGCCAGUCUUAGCGUCAUCACGUCGGUUGGAAUCCAUAAUGUUGACGGUAGUGAGGGGGUGGAUCUUUUUUUCAAAAUGUCGCGCGGCACAAACUUUGCGAUGUUGUGGUGCUUCGAGCAACAAACUCUGAGAGCCACGUGCUCGCGUUUCCCCUUCUCUGAGCAUAAUGGGUGAAUGGAUAGAGCGAGCAGACGAAGCUGAAAUGCCCCCAGCAAGCGGACGAUCUGGGACAGCAGUUUCGACUCGAGGAGACUUUGUAUUCUGCUCCUGACUUGAAUUAAAACUGAGGAACAUUUGGAGGUAAGGGGGGGAGGAGAGGGGGAGAGGGCUGGUUUAAUGUCAUUGUGAUGAUCCUGACAUCCUUGAACAGACCCGAGGAGCGAGUCCUCUCAUGGAGCUCUGUGGGAUUUGAGAAUACUUGAUCAAAAGUGCUGUGUGUGUGUGUGUGUGUGGACUUUAGCUGUCUUCUCUGUAAAAUGAUUUAAUCCUGUGUGGAUCUGAUUGGUUAUCCCCCUGUGUAACUGCGAUCUGAUUGGAUGCCGCUACCCUGUAAGGUCUCUGCUAGUUGAUCAUGAACUACAGCAGUAAAAAGCCCAAGACAGGUAGUGGUUAUAAUAAACUCUCUGAAUCACGACAGCUCCACCUCCUUCGUCCCAUUCCCCCUUCUCUUUUGUAAAUGUCCUUUAUAAUUCUAUUCAUUUAUUUCAUCUUAGGUUUUGGCUUCAUUGAGGAGAAUAAAAUGGAAAUCAUGGGCUUGUUUAGCUUUGUGCUAGUGCUUGAUAUAAAAGUGGCCCCUUUUUUGUCACUGUCAUGAUAUUGUUUUUCAACAAAUCUAAUUUUAUUGUAAUUAUUUUUCUUUUACUCUUCUUUAGCUGUAAAAUAAUGUGUUGUGCAUAAAGUUCUAUUUUGUAAAACUUUUGUUUGUAAUUCGUCAAAGAAUUGCUCUUUCUUUUUUUAACUGCUGAGAUUUGUUUUGAUGCAAUCGUUCUAGAUUUGUCUUUCUUUUUCAAAUCUGCCAACUAGUUCUUCAAUAAUUGUGGAAACUGAUGUGUGAAUAUACCUGUAGGUGUCUAUAUUUUUGUGAUUAUAAUACAGCGGGAGUUUGUGUGGCUGUCCUCGGAACAAGGUGCUUGAAAGCCUUACAAAAUGAAAGCUGCUGGUAACUCAAGAAACCUUCAUACAAUCACAUUGUCGCUGUUAAAUGCAUUUGAGGGAUGGAUGUUUUUGCAAUGUGUGGGUGUAUCUUCAAAUCUUUCCUCAAUAGCUUACUGUACACUUCAUUUUGUAACCAUUGGAAUAACAACGGAAAGGGUACCAAAACCUGUUAAACGCCAUUUUCUCAUACUGAGUGAAGGAGACAAAAAGCCACUGGGGAAAGUUGGAUUCAGCUCCGCUUUGCCCUCUGGUAUUUUCCUCCCCCUCAGCAGCUCCAUCUGUUACAUGACUGUUCACGAGGGAAUGAGUGUGAAAAUGUAAAGGGCUUCACCAAACCUAAAUAAUCUUAUUAGUUCUGGUAAAAACAGUGCCCAAAAUGGUAUUACUUGAAAGUCUUUGUUUGAAGAUCCUUUAUGGUAAUAAAAGUGUGGUGUGCAAAACAAAGCCGUUCAAUGUUAUUGUUCAAGCUGGACUUUGAGGAAUCUUCCAGCAUGUUACAAAACCCCUCUUCAGCUUCAGUCCCAUUACCUAACUUCAAUGUCACAGAGGCUGUGGUAGGACCCCUAGUGGUAAAAACAAAGAACACCCAACAUGUUGCAGAUCAGUUUGGACAAGACAAAGUCUAUAUUUUUAAU